Messenger RNA from Cadophora gregata, 666 nucleotides. RefSeq lists its product as uncharacterized. Lineage: Eukaryota; Fungi; Ascomycota; Leotiomycetes; Helotiales; Ploettnerulaceae. Bases 1 to 666 code for a protein of 221 amino acids. The transcript has 2 exons. The record is from RefSeq and is a predicted model, not a curated record.
AUGCCAAGGAUGAGAAACGAUGAGGAGGCCAUGAGUAAACAAGAGAAGCUGGACGCGACAAUGAGCGUAUUUGCGAAGAUACGUCGUACUGAGUCCUUGAAAGACGUCCUACACCCACCUAUCACUCGAACCAAGCCACUGACUUUCACCAACUUGUUUGCUACUUCGAAGGAAGACACAAUGAUGCCGCCUGUUUCCGAAGAAACAACAGCUACUGGUAGCGUACCACCUUCCACUGCUUCAACAUCUAUCACCAAUGCAAGCACCGCUGUUGAGAUACCUGCGAAUCCCCUCUCUGGCCUCGGUGGACCUUCAACAGUCAAGCGCAAGCCAUGUCCCGUCACCACCUCCGGCGCUCUGAGUGCAUUCAACAACGGCGAGCCGCCCAAGUUCGACCCUCACACCCCUCGCUUCAACCCUGGUAUGCACCGUCUGGCCAAGUCUGUCCUGAAGCACCGCUAUACCACAAAAUUCACACUUGAUUUCGAGCCUCCGAAGGGUGUCAGCCGUCAUGAGUAUGAUUUUAUCUGGGUUACGCCUGAGGAGUUGGAGAGGAAAGUCAUGGAGGACAUUGUUUGGGUUCGAGAGAGAUAUGCACAGGCUGGUAGGGAUGAGCCAGACUGCAAUGAUAUCAUCUUCUGGUACACUGAGGAGGAUAUCUAUUGA